CAAUCUCACAGCUGCUCAAGACUUUUGCGAAUACCUUGUAAGACAGAUGUUAAACCAAGAAGGAACUGGCGGAUCCUGCAUUUACCUGCGGCCCUGCAGCCCUCCCGAAUCUUCCAGGAUAAACUGCAGGCUCUACUGGGCUGUGCCCACCUCAGGGUGGUCUCUGUGGAUGGCUGCACCAUGGCAUCAGGAAAUGACUCAAAACAAUCUACAGAUUCCAUUGAGGAAGGGGAUGAAGAUGUGUUGUUUCUCUCAGUCCAGGAGAUUUUGAGAGCAGCGGGAAUGGUCAAUGCAGAUGUGCUGACAGAGACCUUUCAACUUUUGAUGGAUGCAGCAAAGGAGCAUGGGAGCACCCUGCCUGGGCUGGUUCCUGAUGGCCAGUACCUCCCUGCACCUCCGUUAUAUUGUCCUCAACCUGCUAUUGACACGGAGAGCACUGCUCAGGAUUCCGGAUUAUACGCAGAGAAAGCUGCUCGGCACAAAUUGUCAGACAUCAUCCAGCGGCACCUUCUGCUAUUCAGGGCUGCUCGCUGCUCGCUGCCAGCAGCACACUGGUACAUCAACAAACUCCGAUCUGCUCAGAAGGUCAUGAAUAAGAUCAGAGGAAAGGCUGGUCUCCAUCCACUCCCUCCCUUCCCUGACUCGUUGCUACGUUAUGGGAAAGCUCGGAGCAGUUUCUUCAGACCGGGAGCCGGGGGCGAUGCAAGCUCUGAUGCGAUCUCCAGCGCAGUAAUCAGCUGUUUUCGAGACCUGUGUGGAUUGUGCUGGAUGUUCCAUGUCCGUGAAAGACUGAGUGAGAGCUGUCGCAAAUAUCAAAAAGCCAGAGACAAUACCAGAUCCUCUCAGAACUACGAGGUGACAACAGAUUAUGAUGCUGCUGUGGUUGACCACUGUCUGAAUUCCUGGA
Messenger RNA from Hemiscyllium ocellatum (epaulette shark), 907 nucleotides. RefSeq names its product ciliogenesis and planar polarity effector 1-like. NCBI's taxonomy places the organism in Eukaryota, Metazoa, Chordata, Chondrichthyes, Orectolobiformes, Hemiscylliidae. Gene Ontology annotation, biological process: cilium assembly. The transcript has 7 exons. The record is from RefSeq and is a predicted model, not a curated record. The annotation marks the transcript as partial. Gene Ontology annotation, cellular component: ciliary transition zone.